Messenger RNA from Anisakis simplex (herring worm), 144 nucleotides. The record is from the annotation of a GenBank genome assembly. NCBI's taxonomy places the organism in Eukaryota, Metazoa, Nematoda, Chromadorea, Rhabditida, Anisakidae.
AUGGAAUCUUCUGCAGCUUUAUUGCCGUUACUCGCUGAAUAUCUCAUCAUCAAUGCACCGUCACUGCUUGAUGACUUCCUUGAUGCUCAACUUGCCAUCUCUUCAUCGGUUUCGAAUGAUUCAGGUAGGAUAUUUGACGGUUAA